Epinephelus fuscoguttatus (brown-marbled grouper) is the source of this 902-nucleotide messenger RNA. RefSeq names its product polymerase (DNA-directed), epsilon 4, accessory subunit (gene pole4). The transcript has 4 exons. Gene Ontology annotation, molecular function: protein heterodimerization activity. Bases 126 to 515 code for a protein of 129 amino acids. Gene Ontology annotation, cellular component: nucleus; epsilon DNA polymerase complex. The record is from RefSeq and is a predicted model, not a curated record. NCBI's taxonomy places the organism in Eukaryota, Metazoa, Chordata, Actinopteri, Perciformes, Serranidae.
GCCGGAAGCACAUGCUGGCGCGCUGCUGUUAAUGUUGUUGUCAUCAGUGGCAUGUUUCUAGAAAACCUCUGAGAUUUGUGUGGGGUUUUUUUUUGAGGAACAACGAGCGUGUGAAAAAGCGGAGAAUGGCAGCAACGGUGGCUACACCUGUCACCCCCACGGAGCACGACCCGGACCGGUGUGGGAGCGAGGAGGAGAGCCGCGGGGCCGAGGCGGAGGAGGAGAGCAGCCAGCAGCAGACAGGCCCCGCGGCCGCCGUGAGCCAUAACCGACUGUCCAAACUCCCGCUGGCCCGGAUCAAAGCGCUCAUGAAGACCGACCCAGACGUGUCGCUGGCCAGCCAGGAGUCCGUGUUCAUCAUCGCUAAAGCCACGGAGUUGUUUGUUGAGAUGAUAGCCAAAGAUUCCCUGGUGUACGCCCAGCAAGGGAAGAGGAAAACGCUGCAAAGAAAAGACUUGGACAAUGCAAUAGAGGCCAUAGAUGAAUUUGCAUUUCUUGAAGGCACACUAGAUUAACAGUUGCUUCAAAAGACAAGACAAUUGAAUAUCUGCAACCAUCCAAGAAAAUUUCUGUUCCGGGGACACGAUUUGUUGUGACACCUUUCUCGUACUUUUUCUAAAUCAGACUCUCAAAUUGGAUAUUUAUAAACACUUUUCUACAAUGUGCCAUCAAGACGUUUCAUAUUUUGAAGACAUCCGUGGUAAUGUGUACAUUUUUUGUAAAUAUUUAUGAGAUACUACUGUACAAUGGAAUAAAUGUAAGUUUUAAACGACCCGUUUCAUCGGAAUGAAAGUCAGUCUUCAUCAGUUUGUCUGAUAAAUAUUGUCAUUCUGUGUGUGAUCAGUGUUAAAAUACCAGUUCUUUAAGGGCUUUUGACAUGCGGGUGAAAGUGGACAAAUAAA